AUGGAUAGCAUUCUGAAGCUGAUAGGGAGUUGUCUCUGUUAUGAACAUGUAUUCUCUAGAUAUACCGUCCCUGAAGUUACCAUCAAUGGAGAGAAAUAUAUUGUCAACGAAUUAAUAGCGGAAGAUAACGAUUGCUAUAAAUAUACUAUCACAUCACAGUCUAGUUUAAACAGUGCAAGAGCAAACCCAUCAUCGGGAAGUGAUAAUAAUGGAAAUAAAUAUAUACUAAAGAGAGUUAAUUGUUUUACAAUGGAAGAUUUGAAAAUAGCCCUAACAGAAAUCAAUUACUACAAUACUUUUGAUUGUAAGUAUAUUAUGAAGCUAGUAGAUUCACAAAUACUUCAGCAAUAUAACGGAUUGAUUCAUGGUGUGCCAGAAAUUUCCAAUGGCAGUAGUUUAACAUUGGGGUCCUCUUACUCAAGUACUUCAACUAAUAACAUAUCAAAGGUUUGCAAUAUUGUUUUCCCAUAUUUUCCACUAGGUACAAUAGACGAUUUGAUGAACAAAAGCAUUAUAAAUAACGACUUUGUGCUCAAUGAAAAUGAAAUAAUAGAAAUUCUGUUAGGGGUAGCGAGAGCACUCCAGUAUUUGCAUAAUCCAGAGUUAAGAAACGAAUCUCAUCACAUAGAACCAUCAAAUAAUAUAAAUACUACAGUUAACGAUACUUAUAAAACCACAACUCCAAUAUUGAAAUCGGAUACACCAUUAGAGCAUAUACUUAAUGAAUCUGAGACUGUUUCUUCAGGUUCUAAUUUCAACAAUAACGUUUAUAUAGGCAUGAAUCUAUCACCAUUUAAUAUAUUUAUUCAAAAAAAUCAACAAAAUGAUAAUGAAGAAUAUGAAUUUACUCCUGUUAUAGGAGAUUUAAGUUGUUGCAUAAAGUCCUCGGAAAUUUGCAAUUCAAUCCAAUUUAAAGAGUGGCUAGAUCGUAUUGGACAUGUUGAGUACAAAGCUCCAGAGCUAAUUCAAAAAAAUAUCGAAGUAAUUUCAACAAAAUCAGAUAUAUGGUCUUUCGGCUGUCUAACAUAUGCACUCAUUUAUGGAACCUCACCAUUUAAAAGAGAGGAAGAAUUAAGGGGGUCAUCACUAUCUUAUUCAGUCAAUAUAGGUAAAUUCAGUUUUCCCGAGAAAGCUGAAAAAUAUACUGACACUGCAUUCACGAAGUUAAAUGAACUAAAUGAAUUGAUAACUAAGUGCCUGAAAGUGGAUCCAAAUCAGCGUCUGGACACCACUAGUGUAAUUGAAUUCAUCACUACACUGUAG
This is a messenger RNA of Tetrapisispora phaffii CBS 4417, 1263 nucleotides long. RefSeq names its product putative serine/threonine protein kinase ENV7 (gene ENV7). NCBI's taxonomy places the organism in Eukaryota, Fungi, Ascomycota, Saccharomycetes, Saccharomycetales, Saccharomycetaceae. Gene Ontology annotation, cellular component: cytoplasm; Golgi apparatus. The record is from RefSeq and is a predicted model, not a curated record. The transcript has a single exon. Gene Ontology annotation, molecular function: ATP binding; protein serine/threonine kinase activity. Bases 1 to 1263 code for a protein of 420 amino acids. Gene Ontology annotation, biological process: regulation of vacuole fusion, non-autophagic; vacuolar protein processing; protein phosphorylation.